CCUUCAGUCUAGGGACAAAAAACAAUGAAAUAAUUGAAUGAGAAAAGCUCAACUUUAGCUUUGACCCCCCAACUCAAUCUCUUUCUCUUACACAUAAUAAUCCAGACACCCAACGCUUUCGAACGCUUACUAAAGCUUUCUUUAUUCUCUCCCUCACCCCCCCUCUCUCCACUGAUUUCUGGAAGAGAAGGAGAUCCCUUUCCCUCUUUCUCUCUAUUAUACAGUAGUGCUCUUUUUCUUCAGCUAAAGAAAAACCCUAAAGUUCUGAUCUUUGAAACCAGAGAUCGUAUUAUGCUAAAGCAAAGCCGUGCUUUGGUGUGGGGAAAGUGAACCAUUUAUGUUUUCUAAUGGUGAGCCUCAUGAUUUUGGAACUGGGGGGUGAGUGAUGGGUUUUGCUGAAUUUGAUCCAUUUAAAGUGUCUGUAUUUCUUCCGAUGGCCUCAAAAAUUGGUAGUAGAGCUCCCUCAGAACAGCAGCAAAAAACAGCUAGUAAUCAAACUGUAGAGACAAAUAUUCGCAGGCCCUCACCUUUACAGAUUUCAAAAACAAGCAAAUCAGAGCCUGCUACCCCCAAAAAGCUACCAAGAUCUGUGCAGCAAAUUCCAUUGAAGCAGAUUACAGUAGAGGCCGCUGAAGACAAAAAAUCAAAAAAUUCUCAACAGAAGGGGUCAGUAGAUUUGGGACCUGAUAAAUUAGAAUCAAAUGCUUCAGCGGGUGGUCUGAAGGAACUGCCAAAGAAGGCAGAUCUUGUUGUAAAUGGCACUAGGGGCUCACUUGAAGGAGUUGUGGAAGAAAAGAAAACAUCCGAGUUCAGCAGUGUUAAGGAAAGCUCAGCUUCUGCAAAAGUUAGUGAUGGAACCAGCAGUAUCACCAAGACCAGCGGUAGUGCCAAAAUUAGUGGCCGUGCUGAUUUUGUUGAGAGUGGCAAGAGCAGUAUAUGCAGAGGAAGCACAAGCAGUGAUGUUAGUGAUGAGAGCACCUGCAGCAGCCUUAGUAGCAGCAUCAGCAAGCCUCACAAAGCAAAUGAUUCGAGAUGGGAAGCUAUACAGGUUGUCAGAACCAGAGAAGGGGUAUUAGGUUUGAACCAGUUCAGAUUGCUGAAGAGGUUGGGCUGUGGAGAUAUUGGGAGUGUCUACUUGUCAGAGUUGACUGGGACGAAGUGUUAUUUUGCAAUGAAGGUUAUGGACAAGGCUUCUCUUGCAAGUCGGAAGAAGCUGCUUCGGGCUCAGACAGAAAGAGAGAUACUGCAGUCUUUGGAUCACCCGUUCCUCCCAACAUUGUAUACCCAUUUUGAGACUGACAAGUUCUCAUGCUUGGUGAUGGAAUUUUGUCCUGGAGGAGACUUGCACACCCUUCGGCAACGGCAACCGGGGAAACAUUUUUCUGAACAGGCGGUGAAGUUUUAUGUAGCAGAGGUCCUCCUAGCUCUUGAGUACCUCCACAUGCUUGGGAUAGUCUACCGCGACCUCAAGCCAGAAAAUGUCCUCGUAAGAGAGGAUGGUCACAUAAUGCUCUCGGAUUUUGACCUCUCUCUCCGAUGUGCCGUCAGCCCAACACUUGUCAAGUCUACAUUAGGUGAAUCUGAACCCUUCCGGAAGAAUGGCAUGUACUGUGUCCAGCCAACAUGCAUUGAACCCUCUUGCAUACAACCAGCUUGUGUGGUCCCAACCACAUGUUUUUCGCCACGCCUCUUUUCCAGCAAAUCGAAGAAGGACCGGAAGCCAAAAAAUGAGAUUGGGAACCAAGUCAGUCCAUUACCGGAGCUCAUCGCUGAGCCAACAGGUGCAAGGUCGAUGUCUUUUGUUGGGACCCAUGAGUACUUGGCUCCUGAAAUCAUCAAAGGUGAAGGUCAUGGGAGUGCUGUAGACUGGUGGACUUUUGGGAUCUUCCUUUAUGAGCUCUUGUUCGGUAAGACUCCCUUCAAAGGGUCAGGUAACAGGGCAACCCUUUUCAAUGUAGUGGGUCAGCCACUUCGAUUCCCGGAAUCACCAAUUGUCAGUUUCUCCGCAAAGGAUCUGAUAAGGGGUCUUCUUGUAAAGGAACCACAACAUAGGUUGGCAUACAAGCGUGGUGCAACAGAGAUUAAGCAACACCCCUUCUUUGAAGGAGUGAACUGGGCUUUGAUACGUUGUGCGAGCCCUCCUGAGAUCCCUAAGGUGGUAGAGAUUGAUAGGAUUUCAGCACCCACGACAUCUACAAGUGUGAAGCCUGUUGCUACUCCUGCAGAUCAGAAAAGCUCUGAUAAUUAUCUUGAAUUUGAUUUCUUUUAGUGGUUCAGUGAACUGAUUUGCAAUUCGUUUGUAUCCAAGGGAAGAUGUAGAGUUUUCUGAACAUUUCAGAUACAGGUGGUGGUGGUGGUUCUUGAGGGAAGGGAGAUGGGGGGGGGGGGGGGUGGGAGAGGAGGAGGUUGGUAUAUUGAUAGAUCAUAUGUUUGUUGUUAUUGGGAACGAUUCCAGAUUUGUAUUGAGCCAGAGUUUUUGUAUAUUGAUAGAUCAUAUGUUUGUUGUAAUGGGCAACAAUUCCAAAUUUGUAUUGCAAAAGGUGUAAGUGUUAAAAUCA
Macadamia integrifolia is the source of this 2558-nucleotide messenger RNA. Its product is annotated as serine/threonine-protein kinase D6PKL2-like. Gene Ontology annotation, biological process: protein phosphorylation. The transcript is spliced from 3 exons. Bases 386 to 2269 code for a protein of 627 amino acids. Gene Ontology annotation, molecular function: ATP binding; protein serine/threonine kinase activity. Gene Ontology annotation, cellular component: nucleus; plasma membrane; cytoplasm. The record is from RefSeq and is a predicted model, not a curated record. NCBI's taxonomy places the organism in Eukaryota, Viridiplantae, Streptophyta, Magnoliopsida, Proteales, Proteaceae.